AUGAACAUGAAUCUCACUACAACAGUUUGUGCACAUGAUGUUAAGUUCAGUGUGGUGCUACAACCUAAUUAUGAACAUGAAUCUCAAGCAGAGGUUAUUUCUAAUGAUGAAGCUACUCAUGCAGUAGAAUCAUUACUCCUAUGCAACAUCAGCUUAUUGCAGUCCAAAGCUUCUUCGACCAAAAAGUGCAGUGAUGUAAUUUGCAAGAAAAGUGACAUCAAGCAACAGAAUGAUGAAAUCAAAAAGAUUAGAGAUGAAGUAAAUCAGUUCCGAAAUAUGGUUGAAGAGAAAAUGAGUACAAUUAAUAAUGGAAUUGGGGAUAUACUGGGUCAAUUAGAUGGAACGUUACUCUGCAAUAAAAGGCGGACUGGAUGUCCGGAUGGCUUCACGCAACACCAAGGCUCGUGCUACUUAUACGUUGACUCGGGAAGCGUAUCAUGGUUUGAAGCAAACUACCGAUUUCUUAUCGAAUCAGCUGAAGAAAAUAAAUAUAUCGGGGAUAUUAUCGGGAAUGACCGGCUUUGGAUAGGUGGAAUGCGUGGAUCUACAGAUAAGCCUUGGAACUGGAUGGGUAGUGAAGGCAAAUCUACACCUCAGCAAUAUACUAACUGGAUUGAAGGAGAACCCAACAAUGCUGGUGGUGACGAAGAUUGUAUGGAAUUAUAUCAAUACCAAUGGAAUGAUGAAAACUGUGAAAAAAAGCAAAAUUACAUUUGCGAGAUCAAUUUGUAAAAUAAAAUAACUUAUCCAAGUGUUUCAAUAAACGUAACACCUUGACA
Owenia fusiformis is the source of this 779-nucleotide messenger RNA. NCBI's taxonomy places the organism in Eukaryota, Metazoa, Annelida, Polychaeta, Sabellida, Oweniidae. The record is from the annotation of a GenBank genome assembly.